This is a messenger RNA of Caretta caretta (loggerhead turtle), 4306 nucleotides long. It is a transcript of the gene MLH1, whose product is annotated as mutL homolog 1. Gene Ontology annotation, cellular component: MutLalpha complex. Lineage: Eukaryota; Metazoa; Chordata; Testudines; Cheloniidae. Gene Ontology annotation, biological process: mismatch repair; somatic hypermutation of immunoglobulin genes. Gene Ontology annotation, molecular function: mismatched DNA binding; ATP hydrolysis activity; ATP-dependent DNA damage sensor activity. The record is from RefSeq and is a predicted model, not a curated record.
UCUGUGUACUGCCCCGUCUGCUGGUGCUGCCCCUGCAGCUCCAAUUGGCUGAGGUUCCCGGCCAGUGGGAGCUGCAGAGCCAGUGCUUGGGGUGGGGGCAAUGUGCAGAGGCCCCUGGCUGCCCCUGUGUGUAGGAGCCAGAGGGAGGACAUGCUGCUGCUUCUGGUAGCCGUGUGGAGCCAGGGUAGGCAGGGAGCCUACCUUAACCCCGCUGUGCUGCCAACCAGACUCUUAACGGCUUGGUCAGUAGUGCUGACCGGAGCUGCCAGGGUCCCUUUUCGACAGGGCAAACUGGACCCCUGGCAACCCUAAUUUAACCCCUUGGUGCCUGUAGGCAUCACACCCCCAGUGUGCUGCUGGGAUUGGAGAAAAUGGGCUAACAGUCCUUGACAGCAUUAAACUGCAUAACUCUUCCCCCCUCACCCCCCCCCCCCCUUACUGGCAGCUUUGGGCUACAAGGUUUAUUGCAUGAUAUAUCAGUCAGAAAAGAAGGGACUGGCUCCCGGUGUCUUUGCCUUUUGGUGGCCUGGCUCCAGAAUGGGGGGGGGGAAGAGAAAAAUAGGGGAGACUGAUGCCAUGACCCCAAAAACCCUCACAGCAGCCAUGCUGAAAGUUUGGAUGCCAAAUCUACCAGCAUCCAGGUGAUCGUUAAGGAAGGAGGUCUGAAACUCAUUCAGAUCCAAGAUAAUGGGUGUGGAAUCAGGAAAGAAGAUUUGAAUAUUGUGUGUGAGAGAUUCACUACAAGCAAAUUGCAAAAAUUUGAAGAUCUGGCUAGUAUUUCUACAUAUGGGUUUAGGGGAGAGAGCUAGCUAUUGUGAUGGAAAACUGAAAGCGCCUCCCAAACCUUGUGCUGGAAACCAGGGGACUCAGAUCACGGUUGAGGAUCUUUUUUACAAUGUAACUACAAGGAGGAAAGCCUUAAAAAAUCCAAGUGAAGAGUAUGCAAAAAUAUUAGAAGUCGUUGGCAGGUAUGCCAUCCACAACUCAGGUACCAGUUUUUCAGUUAAAAAGCAAGGUGAUACGAUGGCAGAUGUUAGAACCCUAUCAAAUGCCACAACAGUGGACAAUAUUAGGUCCAUUUUUGGAAAUGCUGUUAGCCGAGAACUGAUAGAAGUGGGCUGUGAAGAUGGAAAGCUGGCCUUUAAAAUGAAAGGCUACAUAACAAAUGCAAAUUAUUCAGUGAAGAAAUGCAUGUUUUUACUCUUCAUAAAUCAUCGACUGGUGGAGUCAACCGCUUUGCGGAAAGCCAUAGAAACUGUAUAUGCUGCUUAUUUGCCGAAAAGUACACAUCCAUUCCUGUACUUAAGCCUGGAAAUAGCCCCUCAGAAUGUAGAUGUGAAUGUGCAUCCUACAAAGCACGAAGUCCAUUUUCUUCAUGAAGACAGUAUCCUAGAGUGUGUGCAGCAACAUAUAGAGAGCAAAUUACUGGGCUCUAACUCUUCAAGGAUGUACUUCACCCAGACUUUGAUCCCAGGAGCUGAAUGCUCUUCCACUGAGGUUGUUAAAUCAGUAGCAAGCUCCUCUUUCACAGCUAAAGGAACAGGUGAUAAAGUCUAUGCCCACCAGAUGGUCCGCACCGAUUCCCGAGACCAGAAGCUGGAUGCUUUCCUUCAGCCUACAAACAAACCCUUGAGUACAGGGCAUACAGCGGUGACCCUAGAUGAUGGUAUAGGACUUUCUGAUGGCAGAUCCAGACAGCGGGAUACGGAAAUGGAAGAUCUCAAUGACUUUGAUACAAUAGUUGCUGCACAGGGGGAUUCAGUGAUGACACCAGAGGGGCAGAAGGAAAGUGGAAGGCUGACUCCUGAAACAGUCCCUACUAGAAAGAGACAGUGGACAGGCUCGGAUGUGGAAAUGGAGGAAGAUGAUACCAGAAAGGGAAUGACUGCUGCCUGCACCCCGAAGAGAAGGAUUAUUAACCUAACCAGUGUGUUGACUCUGCAAGAGGAAAUUAGUAGCCAAGCACAUGCAAGUCUUCAGGAGAUGCUACGUGAUCACUCGUUUGUUGGUUGUGUUAGCCCACAGUGGGCACUGGCACAAUACCAGACAAAGCUGUAUCUUCUCAAUACCACCCAACUCAGCCAAGAACUCUUCUACCAGAUUCUUCUUUAUGACUUUGCAAACUUUGGAGUUCUGAGGUUGUCAGAGCCAGCUCCACUGUAUGAUCUGGCUAUGCUAGCCUUGGAGAACACUGAAAGUGGCUGGACAGAAGAAGAUGGCCCAAAGGAAGGACUUGCUGAAUACAUUGUCGAGUUUCUAAAAAAGAAGACUGAAAUGCUGAAAGACUAUUUCUCUUUUGAAAUUGAUGAGGAUGGAAACCUUACUGGAUUACCCCUCCUGAUAGACAACUAUGUUCCACCAUUGGAGGGACUACCUAUGUUUAUCCUUCGCUUAGCCACAGAGGUAAACUGGGAUGAAGAAAAAGAAUGUUUUGAAAGCCUCAGUAAAGAAUGUGCCAUGUUUUACUCCAUUAGAAAGCAGUAUAUAGUGGAGGAAUCUGACUUGACUAACCAGCAGAGUGAAGAGCUUGGAUCUGGUUCAACAUCUUGGAAAUGGACUGUGGAACAUGUUAUUUACAAAGCUUUUAGGACCCACCUUUUGCCUCCUAAACACUUCACAGAAGAUGGCAACAUUUUGCAGCUUGCUAAUCUGCCAGACCUGUAUAAAGUUUUUGAGAGGUGUUGAAUACUUCAGUUGGAUGGACUCACUGGUGUAUCCCAUUGUUUCAUACAAGGGGGAUAAAACUGGAUGACUAAUGGAAGAAAGGAGUUUGUCAUACUGCCUUUCAGGAAAGAGUAUUUCAGAAGUAAAAUGGUCUAUAUUCAACUACUGUAACUUAUAGUGAAAUACAGCAGCAAAGAGCUACAUUAGAGACUGAUAUACUGAAAUGUUCCAGCCAUGUUAAAAGCAUCCCUCUCUCAGGAUGCAGCUGAGGUGCCUCAAAAGGGAGUAGAUUUCCUGAUAGAGAGCUGUGAAGAUCUGUAUGCAAGACUUUACUUCAGAAAUUUUUUUUUGAUAAACAUCCACUUUAGCUCUGAGCUCUAAAAGUUAAACCCACCUUUUAUCUGUACUUAUAACUCAAAGUUUUGAAAUAGCAAAUGUAAGAACAUUUAAUGCCUUCCCAAAUGUUUACUAGAGCACCUUACAGAAUGUCACAGGUAAAGUGAGCAGUUUGGUUUAAAUGUCUAUAUAGAUUAUAGCUCUGUAAGAUUGUAUAUAAAAAAGCCACUCAUUUCUAGCCAGUACAGUGUCCAUUUAAUGAACUCCUCAGACAUUUCCUCACCUCUCCUUCCACCCUAAAGUUUCAUUCCACACUUAAGCAGCAGUUGCUAUACAAGUUUACAAAGUACAAUAAAACAUCUUCUGUGAUUAAAGUCCCUGUUUUUAUAUUAAGAGUAACUGAGCUAGUACUUCCUUGGCAAAAUAAGCUAGAACUCAGAUGUGCUAUCACCCAUGCAAAAAAGCAAGUUUUAUAAUAGUCCCUAUUUUUUAUUUUUAUAUAAAUUUAAAUAUUACAAAAAUGCACCUUUCCAUCAAAAUUUAUAAACUUUAAUGAACAUAGACCCCAAAACUGUAUCUUAAAAUAAAUGUUAUCUGCUUUCAAAGGUUAGUUCUAACAUAUUUGAAGUCUAAAUUGCACCAUAUAGAAGGCACUUGUGCUGUGUGAUGUCUUGAGCAAGUACAUUUGUUAUUUUUUAAAAGACUGUGUCCUCUUGAACUCAUGCAGUUGUCUUCAAGCACCAAGCAUCAUUAAAGCAGCUGAAAAAAAGUUUAAGUAAACCUGAUUCCACAGUUGUGAAAACAAAUGUUUUCUAGUAAUAAGUCAAUCAUACAGCAUUGUGCUUCAGCUCUGACUCUACAAUUAAACUGCUAAAUAAAAAUCACCAUCAUUCACAUAGGAAUUCAAAUUUUUCAUUCUCUCAUAAGUUACAAAAGGUAUGCCAUUUAAUUCUGCAACUAAAAUAUUACUGAACAGCUCAGUGUUCAAAUAGUUUGUGCCAAUUAAAGUCUGUAUUAAAACAAGCUAAGGGCUAGUUAUUUCAAGGAGCAGUGCACAACUUGUUCCAUUUUCUAAUACUUUCUUCUAUUGUUGAGCUAGAAGCGCAGUCCUGUUUGCCUUCAUCUUCUCCAGCCUUUUCAUCAAGUGGCUGUUGGUCAUCUCCAUCUCUUCUAUCCUGUCCAAUGCUGUUCUUAACUAAAAUGAAAACAAAAAGUUAUUCAAUUUCAGAAUAAUUGCAACUGGGUUUCUGUUUUUUUUAAUGUCCUGGUGUGAGUAGCACAAAUUAAAACUCUACAAUGAGCUUUA